Debaryomyces hansenii CBS767 is the source of this 1416-nucleotide messenger RNA. RefSeq names its product putative oxidoreductase. The transcript has a single exon. The coding region runs from base 1 to 1416 and encodes 471 amino acids. Lineage: Eukaryota; Fungi; Ascomycota; Pichiomycetes; Serinales; Debaryomycetaceae. The record is from RefSeq and is a predicted model, not a curated record.
AUGCCAAUAGACAUACUAGGUACAGCCAUAUAUGAGGGACCGGAAGCAAUUCCAGGAUGGGAGUAUAUCAAGACUUAUACUCCAGCAAUUAUGGCCCUUGCAGGUAUUAAGUACUACUUUGGUGGAACUUCAAAUACUUGGGAAAGAGAUUAUCAUGGAAAGGUAUAUAUCAUGACUGGAGCUACUUCUGGAUUGGGUGCAAAUCUUGCGUAUGAACUUGCAAGUAAGGGAGCACAACUUAUUCUCUUGGUGAGAUCUACCGAAGACAGUUGGCUCGUAGACUAUAUUGAAGACUUGAGAGAGAGAACGGAUAACUUUAUGAUUUAUGCUGAAGAAUGUGAUUUGAAUUCGUUAUAUUCUAUAAGAAAAUUUGCCACGAAAUGGUUGGAUAAUCAACCCCCAAGAAGAUUGGACGGUGUGAUAUGCUGCGCCGCUGAAUCUAUUCCUAUUGGAAAGGCAAGACAAGUUACGGUGGAUGGUGUUGAGAAGCAAAUGGGAAUCAAUUACUUAGCACAUUUCCAUUUGUUGACGUUACUUUCUCCUGCUUUGAAAAUACAGCUUCCGGACAGGGACGUUAGGAUUGUGAUGGCCACUUGUGUAUCUCAAGCCUUAGGGGACCUCGAUAUGAAGGAUGCUUUGUGGUUAAAUAGACGUUAUCCUACUAGAGAACCCUGGAAGUUAUACGGUACAUCCAAAUUAAUGUUGACGAUGUUUGCCAAAGAAUUCCAGAGAAGAUUGAAUAGCUUUGAGAGAAAGGACAAGGCUCCUUGUAACGUCAGAGUCAACAUGGUCAACCCCGGAAUCAUGAGAACUCCAUCCACAAGAAGAUUUUUAUCGAUGGGAGCGAUUUGGGGACUUUUGGUCUAUUUCGUUUUGUUCCCAAUAUUCUGGAUCUUUUUCAAAAGCACCACUCAAGGAGCCCAGUCGUUCUUGUACGCGUUGGCUGCGCCCGUGUUUAAAAACCUCGACGGUGGAAAUGUUAUCCAAGAAUGCAAAAUAUUAAAGCCGGCCCGUAAAGAGCUUAGCGACGAAGACCUCCAAAAGGCCUUGUACGAUGAGACUGAAAAGCUCCUUGAAGCAUUGGAAAAGAGCUCGGCUAUCGAGAGAAAAAGACAGGAAAAAAUUCAAGAGUCUAAAAUGCCCUUAGCAGAUAAAUUGAGAGCCCAAAACGAAGAAUCCAGGAAAAAAGCUGAUAUCCACACCAAGCCCGAAAGCCCAGAAGAGUUGCAAGCGAAGCUCGCAUCCCUCAAAAGACUGAUUGGAAUUCCAUCAGACGCUAACGAUGAAUUGCCAUUAUUUCCAUCCCAACCCAAUUCAUCUCAAUCUGAAUCUCGGGCCGAAAAUUUAUCGACUACAAAAUCUACCCCUAAAUCAAAAUCUAAGGCUAAAAAAUCCAAGUCUAAAAAGAUAGAUUAG